UUCCACGUGCAGUGAGUGUACUUGUGGAUGUUGCUGUUAUCGAAACAGUUUUACCUUUAAGUUUUGCUCUGUUUCAUUUGCUCUGUUACAUUCUAUACAUAGUCUGUCCUGAAUUAUGGAAACUUUGAUCAUUCCAACAAAGACGGAGGUUUCUGCCCAGUGGGACUCGCCAGCUGACAUGAGCGAAAAAGGAAAGAAACGAAAGAUAUCUCUGAUAAGAUGUGGUAUGUGUGACACAGAGGAGGCGAGAUACCGCUGCCCUGGAUGCAUGACCCACAGUUGUAGUUUGGUAUGUGUGAAGAAGCACAAAGUGGAGACAGGAUGCAGUGGCCUUCGAGAUAAAACCGCCUUCGUGCGGCUCUCUGAGUUCGAUGAGAUCAAUCUACUCAACGACUACAGGUUUCUUGAGGAGACGGGGCGACUGGCAGACAGCACCACCAGAGAUGUCCUCACACAGCACCCCCAUCAUAACCAGAGGGUCCACAAGCUGCCAAAGCAGGCCAGCAAGGCCAAGAUCACCCUGAAGAUCCUGCCCAGGAGCUUCACCAAGCGGAAGGAGAACUCCACCUUCUUCCACAACAAAGAGGGACGUUUCUACUGGCAUCUGAAGCUGCACUUCCCGGGGAGCGAGGCCGACUACACAGAGAAGAGAGUUCGAGAUGAUCAAACCCUUCAGGCGAUCCUCAGGCCGUACAUUCACCCUACUGAGUCUGAUCCUGUACGACGACAAAAGUUGAAGAUCUAUGCCCUCUCCCCCGAAGACCACAUACGAGUCUUCUUGAAGGCAGAAGAGAAUCGGCCUAACUCACUAAGGUAUCACGAGUUAGACCUGAAGAAAAGCUUGAGAGAGAACCUGGAGCACAAGACGAUCAUCGAGUACCCUGCUCUGCAUGUGGCCCUGAGGGACCACUGCCAAGACUACCUCACCCAGACACAAGGACACAUCUGGAAGCCCCGCUCCCUCACCACCACCCCUUCAGAAGGAGCCUCAGCUGGGCCUGAAGAGGCCACUGCAGGCCCAGGACUACCCGGGGUCGACCCCCAUGGCAGCACUACUGCUGUUCCUACGGCUGAUCAAACACACACACCUCCAGUGAAGAGGGUGAAGAGAGCACCGCUUAGUGAGGAUGAACUGGAGGACGGGGAGGUGUUGAGCGAUGAGGAAGAGAAGGAGGGUGAGGUGAAGCAGCAUGGGAAAGAUGAGGUUAAGGACGAAGAGGAGGAGGGUGAGGAGAAGCAGAAUGGGAAAGAUGAGGUUAAGGAAGAAGAGGAGGACGGCAGAAUUGAUGGCAAAGCCAACACUGCCAAUGGCAUCGACGGUGGAACUCUGAUCCACAGCUUAAAUCCUCCUGUAGAGCAGGAUGAUCGAAGGAAGUAUGAGGAGGAGGAGCGCGGUAAUGGCGGCAAAGGCAGCACUGUGGCUGGGACCGAUGGUGAAACUCUGGUCUUGGGCCCAGAUCCUGGGAUCAAAGAGGAAGGAUGUGAAAAUCUGGUCUCCUGCCUAAAUCCCUCUGAAGUGUAGAACGAUGGGGAUGGGAGAAAGGAUGAAGGUCGUGAGGUUCUCGUCCCCGGCCUAAAUCUCCCUGAAGAGCAGGGUCAUGGGGGUGAGGAGGAAGGAGAGUGUGAGGAGAUGUCUGAGGACUGAUGACCGUGGACCAUAGAGGUAGACUGUAGACCGUUGGACUAGAGGUGAUGCAGCAAUUUGCGACAGCACUGGAAAAGGGCAAGUGCAGCCUCCAUCUUCUAUAGGUAGGCCUGUGCUCUUCAGUCAAGGCAAAUCAAUGGAGAACAUGCCCACCUCUGUCAAAAAAUCAUUUUAAAAUCAUUUCAUAUUAGUUAGAUAUUUAGCAGCACAUUUCAACUAUCGUCCUUGUAUAGUGCAAUUAUUAAGCCAUUUUUUGACAUAGGUGAGCUCCCUUCUCCAUUCAUUUACAUUGAUCAGGUCUACCUACAAUAAUGGCUGCCAAAUUUGCUGUGAAAAGGGGGGCGGGGUCACCUCUAGUCUAAUGUUCUGCAUCUAUGCAGUGGACACUGAUGAGAUGGGAAGCUGUGCUGUCAGCAAUGAUGCCGUAGCAGCAACAAGUGGCAGUCAGGGUUAACAGUGUGGACCCGCGGAUCAUGGACAUGACGGACUUUUUGUUGACAUUGUCUUUAGGACAAAAAGACACAGUUGCUCGCCGUCCUGAAUUGUGUUGUCAGUGAAGACUUGUUUACGCGUUUAUAUGGACAUUCCUGUGGAAGAGAUGUCAAAGACCUAAUUGAAGUCCAGUCAAUCUCUCUUUGUUGACCUACCUUGUCAAUGCAGUCGCUGAUAUUAAAUUAAUGCUGCAGGUAUUAAGAAUGGACUGUGAGGAUUUACGAGUAAACAUAGUCAAAUUGUUUAACAUUUUCCAGAAAUCUACACAAUUUUUUAUGUUAAUCACCGCAAGACUGUAUUUGCACGUGACAUGUAUUUGAACAUGACAGAAGUGGCUCACUCUCUAGACAGUUAACAUAUUUUUAUAAUAUAUUUUUAUGUGUUACAAUUUUGUGUCAUUAUGUUCUCCCAUUGUUCGAGUAAUUUCUUCCUCGUUGAUGGCGAAGGAUAAUGAUUUGCAGCUGCUGCCAUUUGCAAUCCGUUAAAUAGCUUGAAGAGCCUGUACAUAAAAUGUUCACAAUAAAAAACUGUCAUUACUGUCCCUUA
Engraulis encrasicolus (European anchovy) is the source of this 2683-nucleotide messenger RNA. It is a transcript of the gene znhit6, whose product is annotated as zinc finger HIT-type containing 6. Gene Ontology annotation, biological process: snoRNA localization; box C/D snoRNP assembly; maturation of LSU-rRNA from tricistronic rRNA transcript (SSU-rRNA, 5.8S rRNA, LSU-rRNA). The transcript has 10 exons. NCBI's taxonomy places the organism in Eukaryota, Metazoa, Chordata, Actinopteri, Clupeiformes, Engraulidae. The coding region runs from base 116 to 1522 and encodes 468 amino acids. The record is from RefSeq and is a predicted model, not a curated record. Gene Ontology annotation, cellular component: nucleus; pre-snoRNP complex.